AAAAAAAAAAAACAACGAAUCGGUUUCUUGGAGAGGCAGGACAAAUCCGAAGAUAACGGGACUAAAAUUCCCUCUAUGGUUAUUAUUACAGCCAUUUAUUAUAACAAUCAUAAUAAUGUGACUAAUAAUCAGUAUCAUUAUUGUAAUUAUCAAUGUUUGAGGUACAGGGAGACAAAAGGAUCCUAGACAUGGAGUUGGGAAUACACUAAUGGCUAUGACUGGCAGGCUUAUUAUGGCAACUCGCUACCACAGCAGGGCUUAAUCCACCGUUUUUAGUUUUUUCCAUUGUGAUCGUCGCUUUAAGCUGUAGAUUUCUGCGAUGAAUGAUCGAUCUAACAGCUGAUUUUCUCCUCUGAUGUGGGUGUCCGGACAGCGAGAUGUCUCUGGCUCAGAGGGUUUUGUUAACAUGGGUCUUUACCCUGGUGUUUCUCAUCAUGCUGGUGCUCAAACUGGACGGGAAGGUACAAUGGAGCUGGUUCCUCAUCUUCCUCCCAGUCUGGGUAUUUGAUGGCAUCCUUAUUCUCAUGCUCGCCAUCAAAAUGGCAGGGCGCUGCAAACCCGGGUACGACCCGCGCAACGGCUCGCCGGACCUGCGUCUACGCACCUGGUACCUUACCGCCAUGCUGCUCAAACUGGGCUUCUGCCUGACGCUGUGCGCCAAGCUGGAGAAACUGGCCGACGUAAAGCUGACCUUUGUCUGCAUACCUCUGUGGACCAUGCUGCUGGGAGCACUGGUGGAACUGGGGCUGAAUAUUUUCCCUGAAAGUAGAGAGGCUUGAGACAAUGUUAAACCAUUGCCUCAACACAUUUUCUGUAAGAGAACGGCUCAGUUAUAAAGCUGGGAGUGUCAAAUAAAUCCAUUCAGCCGAAUCAACCCCGAGCUUCAAACUGGCUCCAGUUUCUUUAAAGAAGAGCAGCUGUUUCUUAAACUACUGUGAAGCCAACACUGGAGAAAAUAAACUUUAUUUCCGAUGUUCAAUAUUGUUGUUUUAGUAUUUAAAUAUUUAUCAUAUAAAAGGCUCCGGUUCAUAAUGUAUGUAUCAUUAUACAUGAUUUCCAUUUCCUGUGGCUGCAUUCCUGCAUCUUUCUCCUUUCAUUCCUCGCUGAUAAAUUGGCAGUAAGCUUAACUCCUCCACUGGCUGCUCCAGGAUUUCAACAGGGUCCUUUUUCUACUCUACAAGUAUUAAUGUGUCUCAUAAACUGUUAUUUUCUCUUUGCUUGCAGGGUUAAUCCAACAGUUGGAUUAUUUAUGAACUGGAUUUCACUCAUAUUCAGAUGUUUUUUUGUACCACCAAUGUUAAUUUUGUGCCAAUAAUUGUCAAAAAUACUUUUAUUUCCCAUCUAUUUUGUUUUGCACUUUAUUGAAAAGAGAAGAAAAAAAAACAAAAAAACAACACUUUUUGAGACUGUAUGCAUGUGAUGUAAUUAAUAAAUGACUGAUUUCUAUUA
Molecule: messenger RNA, 1449 nt
Organism: Girardinichthys multiradiatus
Lineage: Eukaryota; Metazoa; Chordata; Actinopteri; Cyprinodontiformes; Goodeidae
Product: transmembrane protein 60-like
Exons: 3
Coding region: 378-779 (133 amino acids)
Source: RefSeq, a predicted model, not a curated record